GAGAGGACAGAAGAGCGGCUGUGUUGUGUGUGCUGUCAGUGUGUUCCCUGCUGAGGGCUCGAGCGCACACCUCCGUGAGACACGGCACGAGUGUGUGUGUGUGUGUGUGUGAGUGAGUGAGUGAGCUGUGACACACAGGAGGGAAUGACAUGAACGCUCAUGAGAGGAAGCGAGGAAGAGACCUACGCGGACAGCAAGUGUUUCUGAGAGCCGACGACACACCUGCUGCUGCCCUGCCCUCCCUACAGGAUGCAUUGCUGCAGUUGGCCUCCAUUGUUGACGUCAACAGCCUUCAGACGACCAUCAAAGAUGUGCUCAGAGUCGUCCUGCCAAACGUGGAGUGUGUGUUCGUGUACCUGUUGGAGGCGGAGUCUCGGCUGCGAUGUGAGGAUCCGCCCCAUGAGGUGCCGCCAGAGGGCAAGCUCAGAGACGUGGUGAAGCAGCAGAAGAGACUGCAGUGCUCCGGCCUGCCCUCUGCAGAACUCCACCAGAACCAAACCUGCUCACUGACCGCACCACUGCCCGCCCACAAACGAGUGCUCAUCAUUCCUCUGGUGGACCGUGAUGAAGGGAAGGUGAUCUCUCUGAUUUUGCUCUGCUGUAAACCACUGACCGAACGAGAUGAACAAAACCUCAAUAUCCUGGAGAAACAUCUCACUGUGGCCUGUAAGCGAGUCAGAGACAUUCAGAGAUGCUCCAAACGGCCACACGCUCAAUCCCACAAUGCACCAGCGAAGCCCAAACCCCAUCCACAGCCAGAGGACUACAGAGAUCUCGACCGCAAGAUCCUGCGGCUGUGUGGUGAGCUGUACGAUCUGGACGCCGCCUCCCUGCAGCUGAAAGUCAUCAAUUAUUUGCAGACAGAAACUCAGUCGCAGUGCUGCUGUUUACUGCUGGUGUCUGAAGACAAUCACCAGCUCUUCUGUCAGGUUGUCGGUGAUAAAGUUUUGGAAGAGGAAAUCAGUUUUCCACUUAUGUUUGGUCGGUUUGGGCAGGUGGUGGAGACAAAGAAAUCCAUUACACUACAGGACGUCAGCCAGGAGGAACGCGGGUUACUGAGCAGUUUGUUGGGGUUCGAGCCGAACUCGAUGCUCUGUGUUCCUGUCAUCAGUCAAGCCACCGGACAGGUGGUGGCGCUAGCGUGUACCUUCAACAAACUGGGUGGACAGAGGUACAUGGAGGCGGAUGAGCAUGUGAUCCAGCACUGUUUCUGUUACACAUCGACGGUUCUCACCAGCACACUGGCCUUCCAGAAAGAGCAGAAACUCAAGUUUGAGUGUCAGGCUCUGCUGCAAGUGGCUAAAAACCUCUUCACACACCUCGAUGACGUGUCUGUAUUACUGCAGGAGAUCAUCAUAGAGGCCAGAAACCUGAGCAACGCUGAGAUUUGUUCUGUGUUUCCUGCUGAAGUUAUAAAAGAGUGUGGGAACCAAACAGCUGCUGGUUGCAAGGAACCGUUCUUUGUGUUCAGCAACAAGAAAGAAACUCAAAUUCCGGUUUGGCGGAAAACAGCAGGAGUGAAGGUGUCGGAGGAGGAUGGUCACCUAAACUCCUGCACACAGCUUAGCGGCAUCGGCCGGGUCCAAGAAGAAAUUCCACCACGCCGUCUACUUGCUCUGAGUUCACGAGUUACACGCCGCGCGGUCCUCUGCCCGACUCACGACCAGACCAAGAUGGCAGACGCCGAUCCAUGGAGCAUGCUUGAAGACAUGGGGCUUCAUCCAACACCUAUAAGCAAUCAACACCUGCACACGUUAGCCAGGUUUUGUCUGAUGGUGAAGAAGGGCUACAGAGACCCUCCGUAUCACAACUGGAUGCACGCUUUCUCCGUCUCACACUUCUGCUACCUGCUUUACAAGAACCUACAACUGUCCAACUACCUCGAAGAUAUAGAGAUCCUGGCGCUCUUCGUGUCCUGCAUGUGUCAUGAUCUGGAUCAUCGAGGAACCAACAACUCCUUUCAGGUGGCCUCGCAAUCCGUCCUGGCAGCCCUUUACAGUUCAGAGGGAUCAGUGAUGGAGAGACAUCACUUCGCUCAGGCCAUCGCCAUCCUCAACACACAAGGCUGCAACAUCUUUGAGAAGUUCUCUAGAAAGGACUAUCAGCGGAUGCUGGAUCUGAUGAGAGACAUCAUCCUGGCCACAGAUCUGGCUCACCACCUGAGGAUCUUCAAGGACCUGCAGAAGAUGGCUGAUGCCGGUUAUAACCCGAGGAGUCAAACCCAUCGCAGUCUGCUGCUGUGUCUCCUCAUGACCUCCUGUGACCUCUCUGACCAGACCAAGGGCUGGAAAACCACCAGGAAGAUCGCGGAGCUGAUCUAUAAAGAGUUCUUCUCUCAGGGAGAUCUGGAGAAGGCGAUGGGAAACAGACCCAGUGAGAUGAUGGACCGUGAGAAAGCCUACAUCCCUGAACUCCAGAUCAGCUUCAUGGAGCACAUCGCCAUGCCAAUAUACAAGCUCCUGCAGGAGAUUUUCCCGCGUUCGGCCGAGCUUUACGAGCGCGUGGCCGCCAACCGCGAGCAGUGGGCCAAAGUCUCGCACAAGUUCACCAUCCGCGGACUACCGAGCAACAACUCGCUGGACUUCCUGGACGAGGAGUUCGAGCUGCUGCAGUCUCAGGGUGCCUUCGGAGACGAUUCGCACCGCAUGAACGGUUGCCUGGACGACAACUGUGACAAACACAACCAAUGACGUCACUAGGGCAGAGGUCACCUGACCGUUUACGUCUUGGUAAAAUUCCGUAGUUACCGAUGAGGCUUUGAGGAAAGGUUCAUUGUCGCCUUUUUGCCGUUGCUAUGGAGACGGGUUUUGCUCAGUGAAGAACGACGGAUGGGGUUGCGCAGUCGGCGGAGUGUGUAAUGUUACGCAAACAUUUGGACUGAAAAAAUAAUAUUCUCAGUGGCCACGUUGUAAUAGCUAAACAUAUUUUAUUCUAAAUUAAACAACUAAACAACUAAUUGUAUGAAAUUUAACAAAUCCAGAAGCCCAGUGUUACAUUUUUAAAAGUUGUAACAAAUACAGGUGUCUUGUGUUACAUGUUUAGAACUUGUAACAAAUCCAGCUUCCUGGUGUUACAGUGUUACAUUUUUGAAACUUGUGACAAUUCCAGGAUCCUGGUGUUACAUUUUUAAAGCUUGUAAUAAUUCCAGCUGCAUGGUGUUAAUUUUUUUUACAACUUGUAACAGUGUAACAUCUGCUGCUCGAAUUGUUACAUUUUUAACACUUUGUAACAAUUUCAGAAACCUGGUGUCACAGUUUUAGAACUUGUAACAAUUACAGCUGCCUGGUGUUACAGUUACAUUUUUUUUAACUUGUAACAAUUCCAAGAUCCUGGUGUUACAUUUUUAAAACUCUUAACAAUUCCAGAUACCCAGUGUUACAUUUUUAAACUUGUAAUAAUUCCAGCUGCCUGGUGUUACAUUUGUUAACUACACUGUAACAAAGAAUUGUUACAUUUUUAAUACUUUGUAGCAAUUUCAGCAGCCUGAUGUUACACUUAUAACUGGUGUUACAGUAUUACCAGUUGUAAAAAUGGGUUACACUUUAUUUUUAAGGUGUCCUUGUUACAUAUGUUACAUGUACUUACUAUUAUAAUAACAAUUAAUUAUGCAUAAUUACAUGCAAGUAACCCUAAACCAAACCAUAACCAUACAGUAGGUACAUUAAGUUACUUAUAAGUUACAUAUAGCUACUUAAUAUUACUCAAUACUUAAAUGUAUAACUACACUGUAACAAAGACACCUUAAAAAAAGUGUAACCCAUUUUUACAACUUGUAACACUGUAACACCAGUUGCUGGAAUUGUUACAUUUUUAACACUUAGUAACAAUUCCAGCAGCCUGGCGUUACAUUUUUAGAACUUGUUACAUUUCCAGCAGCCUGGCGUUACACUUUUAGAACUUGUAACAAUUCCAGCAUCCCGGUGUUACAUUUUUACAACUUGUUACAUUUCCAGCAGCCCGGCGUUACAUUUUUAGAAGUGUUUUGUAGUAGUUGUUAUUUUGUUACACAUCCAAGAAGCUCAUUUCAAUAAUUCAAAGAAAACUAAGCCACUGUUUUCUUUUCAGAGUCCUUAGCGUACACAAAUUGUCAAACGAAACAGAUCUUUGGAUAAUUAAUCUUUUGCUUUCAACCAAUUUCUCCCCUCAGACAUCGGUUGUCCCUGUUUACACAGAAAAACGCAUUCCCCAAAUCCCAAAACAAUCAUUGAAAAUCUCAGUCAAGCGAGCAGCGGCUGGCGGCCAGAGAGCGAUCAGAGCGCGUCAGGCGUGAAAACACACGGCCCCCCGGAGACCUUCUGAGACAUCUGCUGGUUUCAGACGUGCCCAUCCGGACGCGACGUGGAGGAACUUUCUGAAUCUGUACAUAUAGUUGUGUGUUUUAAAGGGCUACGCGGCCCUCACACUUUUCUUUCUCAGGAUGGCAGAAUGUGUGCGUCAAAUGGAUCUUGCCUUACAAAUGUUUGCGUUGCCUUCCUGAGUGACUUUAAAAAGAGAUCUAUGUAUAAAAACGUUCAGCCUAUCUGUGUACAGUUCUGAAGCUACAUGGAUAUAUAGAGAUAUCUAUUUGCGUGUGUAAAUGUGUGUUUGCACAGGUGUGACUGUAAGUGCAUUUGCCAAAAUCUCCAAAGGACAGAAAAAAAAGAGUGAUGUCAGUUUGCUUGUACUAGCUUCUCCCACAAGGGUCGCUAACAUUAACCUGUGUCAGUUUCACAAAAACUCAUUCAUAUUUCACAGCAAAAUCAAAAGAAUUAAAGAAGUUAUAUUACAUUUUAUGAUUAAAAAUUUGCAUAAAAUAAGCCUUUUUUUAAGACCAUUAUCAUUGUAACAUUAAUUAAAUGUCCUUACGUUUUAUUUACGAAUUUUUUUUUUUUGUUCAUUACAGUAUAUAUAUAUAUAUAUAUAUAUA
Messenger RNA from Cyprinus carpio (common carp), 4906 nucleotides. RefSeq names its product cGMP-dependent 3',5'-cyclic phosphodiesterase-like. The record is from RefSeq and is a predicted model, not a curated record. Gene Ontology annotation, biological process: regulation of mitochondrion organization; cGMP catabolic process; positive regulation of gene expression. Gene Ontology annotation, molecular function: 3',5'-cGMP-stimulated cyclic-nucleotide phosphodiesterase activity; 3',5'-cyclic-AMP phosphodiesterase activity; protein homodimerization activity. NCBI's taxonomy places the organism in Eukaryota, Metazoa, Chordata, Actinopteri, Cypriniformes, Cyprinidae. Bases 150 to 2690 code for a protein of 846 amino acids. Gene Ontology annotation, cellular component: nucleus; perinuclear region of cytoplasm; mitochondrial inner membrane. The transcript has 29 exons.